Molecule: messenger RNA, 715 nt
Organism: Stegodyphus dumicola
Lineage: Eukaryota; Metazoa; Arthropoda; Arachnida; Araneae; Eresidae
Product: endothelin-converting enzyme 1-like
Biological process (GO): protein processing
Cellular component (GO): plasma membrane
Molecular function (GO): metalloendopeptidase activity
Source: RefSeq, a predicted model, not a curated record
GCUGAUCGUUUUCGGACUCAUUACUAGUAUUUAAAGUCACUGUUAUAAAAUUAAAUAAAUUUGCUUUCAUACAAUUGCUUAUCACUAUUAAAAUAAUUACUAAAAGCAUAUAUUUUUUGCAGCUUUGCGUCCAGGAAUGUUUCGUGAUCCAUUUUUUAAUAUUUAUCUACCAAAUUACCUAAAUUAUGGAGCUCUUGGUUCUUUGAUCGCUUAUGAAUUAGCCCAUGUAUUCGAUGAUACAGGUCGGCAGCUUGAUAAAGAUGGAAACGCAGUUCAAUGGUGGAGUGACUACGCAGAGAAACGUUUCAAAGAGAACGCCCAAUGCUUAGUAAAGCAGUACAGAAUUAAUACGAAUAUUUAUAUAGGUACAAGUGAGGCAGACGGAAGAAAGGCAGAAGAAGAAAUAAUAUCUGGCAUUGGAGGUCUGAAAGCAGCUUACUGGGCGUAUCAAGCAUGGGUAGUACAGCACAGAAUGGAGCCAAAACUUUCGACACUCAAAUUUUCACCGAAUCAGUUAUUCUGGAUGCGGGCUGAGAACAUAUGGUGUGAGAAAGCUGAUCCAACACAUACACUACGUAGCGUUCUCGCCGGAUCACGCAUUCCGCAAAAUUUAAGAGUGAUGGGAUCAUUGUCCAACCUACCAGAGUUUGCCGAAGAUUUCUGUUGCUCAUUUGAUAUAACAACAGAUCAACAAAACAGAUGCCAAGUUUGGUAA